Messenger RNA from Grosmannia clavigera kw1407, 3225 nucleotides. Its product is annotated as ribosome biogenesis protein. Gene Ontology annotation, biological process: cytosolic ribosome assembly. NCBI's taxonomy places the organism in Eukaryota, Fungi, Ascomycota, Sordariomycetes, Ophiostomatales, Ophiostomataceae. Bases 1 to 3225 code for a protein of 1074 amino acids. The record is from RefSeq and is a predicted model, not a curated record. The transcript has 4 exons. Gene Ontology annotation, molecular function: GTP binding; GTPase activity; ribosome binding. Gene Ontology annotation, cellular component: ribonucleoprotein complex; cytosol.
AUGCCUGUCGUCAGCGCGGAAAAGCUGGCAGAGCUCCAGCAGCACGCCGACAAUGUCCGCAAUAUCUGUGUACUGGCACAUGUUGAUCAUGGCAAGACGUCCUUGACAGACGCCCUGAUCGCCACAAAUGGCAUCAUCUCCCCCAAGAUGGCGGGCAAGAUUCGGUAUCUCGACUCACGGCCUGAUGAGCAGCUUCGGGGCAUAACGAUGGAGUCCUCAGCCAUAUCACUGUUCUUCUCCAUGAUGCGGCGGCCCAGCCCAGACGCAGAUCCAGUGGCCAAAGAAUACCUUAUCAACCUCAUCGACUCACCAGGACACAUCGACUUCAGCAGCGAGGUGUCUACGGCAUCGCGUCUCUGUGACGGCGCUGUGGUGUUGGUGGACGCCGUCGAAGGUGUUUGUAGCCAGACGGUGACGGUGUUGCGGCAGACGUGGGUCGAGAAGCUGAAGCCGCUGCUUGUUAUCAACAAGAUGGACCGGCUCAUCACAGAGCUCAGAAUGUCUCCGGGAGAGGCGUUUGUCCACGUCAGCAAACUGCUCGAGCAAGUCAACGCUGUUCUCGGCAGCUUUUUCCAGGGCGAGCGCAUGGAGGAAGACCUGAACUGGCGGGAGCGUAUGGACGAGCGCGUUGCUGCAGCCAAGGAGGCACACGGCCAAACGGACAAGCCGCAGGCCGUUGAAGAUGAGUUUCAAGAAAAGGACGACGAGGAUAUCUACUUUGCUCCCGAGAAGAACAACGUCAUCUUCAGCAGUGCCAUUGACGGGUGGGCAUUUACCGUCCGCCAGUUUGCGGUGCUCUACGAGAAGAAGCUGGGCAUCAAGUCCAGGCUGUUGGAGAAAGUGCUCUGGGGCAACUUCUACCUCGACCCCAAGACGAAGAAGGUGCUGGGGCCGAAACAUUUGAAAGGGCGGAACUUGAAGCCGAUGUUUGUGCAGCUAGUGAUGGAGCCCAUAUGGGCGGUCUACAACGCCACGAUUGGUGGCGAGCAUGGGAAGGGCGACGCAGAAGCGCUCGAAAAGAUCACCAAAUCGCUCAACAUCACCAUCCCGCCGCACAUCAAGCGGUCCCGCGACCCUCGGCUGCUGCUGACGACUGUUUUUGCGGCAUGGCUUCCGUUAUCGACGGCGCUACUCGUCUCUGUCGUAGAGUCGCUGCCUUCGCCACGCACAGCCCAAGAGGGACGGAUGGCCGACUUGUUGGACCGAACGCCCGACCCGGAUCACAUCAGCGCGGACAUCAGGUCGGCCCUAACGUCUUUCAGCCAAGCCAAGUCGCAGCCGGUGGUGGUGUAUGUGAGCAAGAUGGUGUCUGUACCAGAAAGCGAGCUGCCCGAAAACAAGCGGCAUGGAGGUACGCUGAGCCCGGACGAGGCUCGCGAACUGGCCCGACGCAAGCGUGCAGAGAUUUCCCGCGCUCAGCAGGCAGCAGCAGCAGCAGAAGUAGCAGCGGGCGGCGUCUUCCCGACAGCAGACGACGAGCGGUACAUAACGUCGGCUCUCGACUCGGCAACAUUGGAAGACAGCGAUGCCGCCGGACAGCCAGAGGAAAGGCAGGACGACCCCGAGCACCUGAUAGGCUUUGCACGCAUAUACUCGGGAACGCUCUCCGUCGGCGAUGAGGUAUAUGUUCUGGCGCCCAAGUUCUCUCCUGCACGGCCGCACCAGCCGCCGGAGCCGCAGAAGAUUACGGUGCAGGCGUUGUACAUGCUGAUGGGCCGCAACCUGGAGCGACUGGACCAUGUGCCGGCCGGCGUGGUGUUUGGUAUUCGCGGUCUCGAGGGUACGGGCGUGCUGAAGUCGGCUACUCUGUGCAGCCAGCUCGAGGGCGCCUGCAACCUGGCUGGCAUUGCCAGUACCAGCGGCAAGCCGAUUGUGCGGGUGGCGCUGGAGCCGGAAAACCCAGCCGAUCUGGACAAGAUGAUUGCCGGGCUGAAGCUGCUGGUGCAGAGCGACCCAUGUGCCGAGUACGAGCAGUUUUCCAAUGGCGAGCACGUACUGCUGACGGCCGGCGAGCUGCAUCUGGAGCGCUGUCUGACGGACCUGCGGGAGCGCUUCGCCCACUGCGAGAUCCAGGCCGGUGCUCCCAUUGUGCCGUACCGGGAGACGAUUGUGCGUGCCGACGAGAUGCGGCCACCGGCAAACAAGGAACUGGGACGUGGUGCAGUGCAGAGCACGACGAGCUCGAAGCAGGUGUCGAUCUUGCUGCGCGUCAGGCCGCUGCCGGCCGAGGUGAUUGACUUCCUGGUCAAGAAUACCAUCAGCAUCCAGCAGGCCUUUCUGAAGGGAGGAGAUGCCGACGAGGCAAAGGACGGCGGCGACAACGACGGCAACGAUGACAACGACGAAAGCGGUGUGAAGAUGCUGCCACCAGACGAGUUCCGUGCGCAGCUUCGCGCGCGCUUCGACAGCUGCAAGGGCCGCGAAACCUGGAAGGGUCUUAUCGACAAGAUUGUCGCCUUUGGGCCACGCCGCACCGGAUCCAACGUCCUGAUCGACGCCACGACGGCCCAGAGCCUGCAAAAGGUCAUUUCGGGCGAGCGUGCGGCCGACGAGACGGUCAGCCCGAGCCACUUUGGCGACAAGAUCACGUAUGCCUUCCAACUCGCCACAGCACAGGGACCGUUGUGCCACGAACCGGUGCAGGGCAUCGCCGUGAUCGUCGAAGACGUGAGCGUGACACCACCGUCUGAGAGCGGCGCUGCACCGUUGCUGGCUCGCGAUAAUCUGGGCCGGCUGACCGGCGAGGUCAUCAAGACGGUGCAGCAGUCGAUCCACAAGGGCUUUCUCGACUGGUCACCGCGCAUCAUGCUUGCCAUGUAUUCGUGCGAGAUCCAAGCCAGCACGGAGGUCCUGGGCCGUGUGUACGACGUGCUGACUCGGCGUCGUGGCCGGGUGCUGUCGGAGACGAUGAAGGAGGGCACGCCCUUCUUUACAAUCUUGUCGCUGCUUCCCGUGGCCGAGUCGUUUGGCUUUUCCGACGACAUGCGCAAGCGGACGAGCGGCGCAGCCCAGCCACAGCUGAUCUUUGCCGGCUUCGAGGUCCUGGACGAGGACCCGUUCUGGGUGCCGUUUACCGAAGACGACCUCGAGGAUCUGGGCGAGUAUGGCGACCGCGAGAACGUGGCCAAGCGGUAUAUGGAUGGCGUGCGGCGGCGCAAGGGCUUGUUGGUCGAGGGUCGGAACGUGGCCAUCGAUGCAGAGAAGCAGAAGACGCUCAAGAGAUGA